Messenger RNA from Vicia villosa (hairy vetch), 1967 nucleotides. RefSeq lists its product as uncharacterized. The coding region runs from base 376 to 1587 and encodes 403 amino acids. Gene Ontology annotation, biological process: activation of protein kinase activity; regulation of mitotic spindle organization; mitotic spindle assembly. Gene Ontology annotation, molecular function: microtubule binding; protein kinase activator activity. Gene Ontology annotation, cellular component: mitotic spindle; nuclear microtubule. The record is from RefSeq and is a predicted model, not a curated record. The transcript is spliced from 15 exons. Lineage: Eukaryota; Viridiplantae; Streptophyta; Magnoliopsida; Fabales; Fabaceae.
UUCAAUAUUCAUCUCUGUUUUUCUCUGUCAUUCCUCUGUUUAUAUAUUCUAUCAACGAAAUCUUCGCCAUUUUCUCCGACAACAUUAUCUCUUCCAUUUCCAUUCUUUCAAUUUCAAUUAUUACCAAAUCAUUAUUCUUCUCACUCUUUCACACGCUAGUAAUAAUCACAAUUAAUAUAUCACCAUUCAUAUCUUUCUCUCUCGUUUUCCGGGAAAAAUCAACAUUUUCCUUGAAACGGGAGAGGCGGAGACGGGAUUCAUUGGAAGACCCUUGUUGAUGAAACAUUGAAUAAUCCAAUUGGGUUUCUGAAAGUUGGGUUCUUUUUUUUUAAUGAUUGGUUAGAUUUUAUUUUUGUAUGAGAGGAUAUAGGAAAGAUGGAAGGGUUCGUGGAGAUUGAGGUUCAUGAGUCUUGUUUGUGUUUGGAGGAUGAGGUUGAUGUUACGUAUGAAUUUGAUGCUCCUAUGUUUUUUGAUUUUACGAAACCGGAAUCGUUUUUGGAUGAUUGUGAAGCGGAACAAUGGUUUGAAUUUGCAACAAGUUAUCCACCUUCACCAUUUGUAUCCAAGCUUAAAUGGGGAAAUGGUGGUGAUAUAGAAAAUGAGAAUGGAUGUGUUGAUCCUCAACAAGUUUCAACAAUGGAAGACAAUAAUAGCAGAGGAGUUAAAAAUUGCUAUAAAAAAUCACAAGAUACUUUAGACAGUAAGGUAAAGACUCUAAACAGGUUAAGUUCAGCAAAAUCUAAAGUUUUUACAUUUAUGAAGCCAACUGCAAGUCAUUUGGCCAAGCUGAAGAACCCUCCAGAAGUUCAAACCUCUCAACAUUUCAGAAGUAGGAAUCAGGAAAAAAGUUCUUCAUCUAUAGACUGUCCAUUAACCAAAAGGCAGAAGCUUGAGGCCGGUUACUUGCGCAAGGCUGCACACUUGAAGCAUCAAACUCUUCUUAUACAUAAGAAAAAUAAAGCGGUUGAUCGUGCCGAUUUAAAUUUAGCCUCUAAACCGAAUGCUACUGUUCCUAGAGAACCUAAUCUCCAAACAGCACUCAGAGCACAAAGACACAAGUCUAGAACUAUUACUGAAUCCGGUGAACAUACAAAAUCGGGUUUUCAGGUACCUAAAGUGCGGUCCUUAACUAAAAAAGGUGGAGGUACUUUGAACACAAGUUCCAUCUCAAAUAGUGAAAUCAGGACAAGCUCAAGACAGGAGAACUGCAGAAUGAUUAGCAAACUCCGAGCUAGCACCGAUGAUAAGAAACUCGCUAGUAAAGGAGAAAGAGGUGUUUUUCGGAAUAUCAAAGUAUUUCCGUUGGAAGAAAACGACAAGAGAUUUCAAGAUGAACCACCAACAGAAUUACUUAGCAAGCUCUCUCUAACUUCUGAAGCCAAACAAACUGCAAAAUCACAAACAACGGAUAAAUCAAUUUCUAAGAGCUCGAAAGAGAAUAGAUGUGAAUCGCCGCGCCAAGAGCACGAGAUGAUGAAUUUGGUGAAAGAAGAAAUUCAGAGAUUAUGUGGCAAGCAGUAUCAAUGUGCUCAAGAAAUGGGGUCCCUUGUGACAAUGCAGACAUGUAAGUUGGAAGUCGGACACUGAUCGAAAAUAGAGUCACGAUUCUUCCCAUUGGUGCUCUUUAGUCUAGAUACAUUUGCUUAAACUUACAUAAAAGAUUCCUCCAAUAAUUGGAAGACAUUUCAAAAGGUUCUUAUUUGCUAUUAGGGAAGAAGUUCCAAAAAUGAACCAAAUAAUUCCGUUGUACAAGAAAGUAAUAGACCAUUGGAAACUCUCUAAUGUCGAUUUCCUUUCACGUUAAUUCUAUGUGUAAAGAAAGUUACAAAAUGCAGUGUGAUAAUGUUUGAGGCAUAUGAAUAAAAUACUUGUAAAUUGCCACUGGUUACUGAAGUUUGUAACACAAUAACUUGGAUUUUUGCACUACUACCCAUUAGAUGUUAGCUUAAUAUUAAGUUUGAUUUUAA